Molecule: messenger RNA, 1797 nt
Organism: Aricia agestis (brown argus)
Lineage: Eukaryota; Metazoa; Arthropoda; Insecta; Lepidoptera; Lycaenidae
Product: frizzled-9-like
Exons: 2
Coding region: 151-1683 (510 amino acids)
Biological process (GO): canonical Wnt signaling pathway; non-canonical Wnt signaling pathway
Cellular component (GO): plasma membrane
Molecular function (GO): Wnt-protein binding; Wnt receptor activity
Source: RefSeq, a predicted model, not a curated record
CGCCACGUUCGAAAUUCGAAAAUUCGAAUCAGUCCGUUUUGAGCAUUCACGGAGGACGGACGUAUAUAAUGCACUUAAAACUUUUUACGUAGCUCGUGUUUAUGUGAAAUAUGUUCGUAUUUGUGGGACAAUAUUUAUAACUGUGACACCAUGCUAGCCAGGAUUUUCUGUGUGGUAGUUCUGUCCUGGUCGGUGCUCGCUGACCAGGAUGAGGUGGAAGGUGGCAAGUGUGAGAGGAUAACGCUGUCUCAAUGCCAGGAUCUGAAGUACAAUUGGACGGCCAUGCCCAACCUCUUGGGGCAUAAUGAUCAGAAGGAAGCAGAAGAAGCGAUGUCAGCCUUCUCCGGUCUGCUGGCGAGCGAGUGCUCCCCGCACGCGCGGUUUCUGCUGUGCUCGGCCUUCGCCCCGCUGUGCAGCGCGCAAGUGGCAGGCAGCGUGAGCGCCUGCCGCGCGCUGUGCGAGCGCGUGGUCGCCGACUGCCGCGCGCAGCUGCGCCUGCUGCCCGCGCCGCUCGACUGCGCCGCCUUCCCGCAGCGGCCCGGCCGCCGCUUGUGCAUGCGGCCCCCGGACGCCGGCGACCCCGAGCCCGAGCCGGCGCCCCCGCCGCGCUGGCCCUUCGAGCCGCGCGCCUGUCCGCCCGGCCACGCGCGCGCACCGGGCGGCGCCUGCCGGCCGGCGUGCGGGCAGCCCGUGCGCUACUCCCUCGCCGACCGGCGCGCGGCCGAGCUCGGCACGACGGCGCUGGCCUGGCUGGCGACGCUGAGCACGACGCUGGCGCUGCUGACGUUCUGCGCGGAGCCGGCGCGCUACCGCUACCCGGAGCGGCCGGCGGCGUGGCUGGCGGCGUGCAACCUGGCGGCGGCGCUGGCGCACGUGGCGCGCGGCUGGCUGGGCGCGGAGGCGGUGUCGUGCGCGGGCGGCGCGCUGGCGGCGGACGGGCUGGCGGCGCCGGCGUGCGCGGCCUACUUCGCGGUCACGUACUACUGCACGCUGGCGGCGGACGCGUGGCUGGCGGGCGCGGGCGUGGCGUGGUAUCUGACGGCGGCGGGCGAGUGGUCGACGGAGGCGCUGGAGCGCGCGGCGGCGUACCUGCACGCGGCGGCGUGGGGCUGGGCGGGCGCGUGGACGGCGGCGGCGCUGGCGCUGCGGCGCGUGGCGGCGGACGAGUUGACGGGCACGUGCGGGGUGGCGGACGCGGCGGCGGCGGCGCUGGAGGGCGUGCCGCGCGGCGCGCUGCUGCUGGCGGCGGCGGCGCUGGCGGCGGGCGCGGCGCCGGGGAUCGCCCGCGUGCGGCGCGCGCUGGACCCGCGCGGGUCGCGGCGCGUGGGGCGGCUGGCGCUGCGGGCGGCGGCGGGGGGGCUGCUGUACCUGGUGCUGGCGGCGCUGGCGGUGGGGUUCCGCGUGUGGGAGGCGCGGGCGCGGGAGGCGCGCGGCGGCGUGGCGCUGCUGGCGGCGCUGGAGGCGGGCGAGGCGGGGGCGGGGGGCGAGGGCGCGGGGGCGGCGGCGUCGACGUGCCUGCGGCUGGCGGGCGGGGUGGCGGCGGGGUCGUGGGCGUGGUCGCGCAAGUCGGCGGCGGUGUGGCGGCGGGUGCUGUGCCCCCCGCGCAAGGCGCCGUGCUGCGCGCCGCCGCUGCUGGCGCCGCCCCCCUACUACAAGCGGCCGCUGCACGUGUCUAGAGUGUAGUGGCUAGUGACUUCUGUGAAGUGUGCUGUGUGACCGCUGCCUUCUGUGAAGGCUCUCUCGAUGUGUACAAAUAUUGUAAAUAGCGUUUUUGUUAAGUACAAUUAUUAUUAUAAU